Molecule: messenger RNA, 1845 nt
Organism: Cucumis sativus (cucumber)
Lineage: Eukaryota; Viridiplantae; Streptophyta; Magnoliopsida; Cucurbitales; Cucurbitaceae
Product: transcription factor bHLH123
Exons: 7
Coding region: 231-1544 (437 amino acids)
Biological process (GO): regulation of transcription by RNA polymerase II
Cellular component (GO): nucleus
Molecular function (GO): protein dimerization activity; DNA-binding transcription factor activity, RNA polymerase II-specific; RNA polymerase II cis-regulatory region sequence-specific DNA binding
Source: RefSeq, a predicted model, not a curated record
GUUUUUUUAAAUUUUAAUUUACAAUAUAAAUAGCGAUAUGCCGCGAAGCGUUUUCAAUCGUUUUAUUGUACAUAAAAACUCCAAAAACAAAAAACCCCCCAGAUCCCAAAAACAAAAGAAAGAAGAUUAAUCGAAACCUGAUUUUAUUGAUUGAUUCCACAAAAAUACAAUCAUCAAACUAAACUGGGUUUCAGGUUGAUUAAAUUAAUCAAUUAACUGUAGUCUUAGCUAUGGCGGAGGAGUUUCAGAGCAGUGGAAACUGGUGGGAAGCGGCUUCUAGAAUAUCCCCUUCUUCCUCCUCCAUCACCACCUUUGUCGACCACUCCGACUCCGCCGCCGCCGCCUCUGAUCCCAAUUUGCACAUCAUGGGUUUAGGCCUCGAUUGGAACCAACCCCUCUUGGGCGGCGGAGAAAAGGCGGCGGAGGGAAGUUUCCGGUCGAUGCUACAACCGGAUAAUAUGAAUUUAAAUAUGGAAGAAACAGGGCAGCAACAGCAACAGCAACAGCAAGAACAGCAACAGCAACAGAUUCAAUGGAUGAGAUCGGAGAAGCUAUAUUCGGGGGAAUCACCGGCGACGGAUUUCAAACCAAUAAACAGAGGAUUUUCAUUAGAUCAUCAUCAUCAUCAUCAUCAUCAUCAUCAUCAAGCUCAACCCCAGUUCAGUAGUCCUUCUCACUAUAGCUCAGGCGACAGCGCCGUCACCAGUUAUCCAAUCGACACAAACGCGAACUUGUACGGAAAUUCCGCAACAUUAUUACAAGGCUUAUUAGCUGCCGGCGGCGAACAACAACAACAACAGCAGCAGCAAAUCUCAAUGGGUAUGAACUUCCCUUACAAUUCCCAUUUCGGAAUGAACUCGGGGGAGUUAAUGACAGGAGGAGCGUCAUGGUCGCCGUCCAAAGUGCCUCCGUAUUUAAGAAACUCGCCGCCAAAAGCGGGAGCGGGGGGAAAUCCACAUAGUCAGUUACAAUUUUCGAAUAAUACGGCGUUUUGGAACGCGUCGGAUAUGAAAGAGGUUAGGCCGAGUUAUUUUGCGCCGUCGUAUAACGCCGCGGCGGGUUUUACCGAGAAAUCAAAGAAUAUAUCGGAAGUGGGUGAUUCGGUAACAACGAAAAAAAGUGGAAAUGAUAAUAAUCAGCAAUCAGCCGCUGCUAAAAGGCCCAGAAAUGAAACGCCUUCACCAUUGCCAGCUUUUAAGGUGAGGAAAGAGAAGAUGGGGGACAGAAUCACUGCGCUCCAACAACUGGUUUCACCUUUCGGAAAGACUGAUACAGCUUCAGUGCUUUCUGAAGCAAUUGAAUACAUAAAGUUUCUACAUGAACAAGUCAGUGUUUUGAGCACUCCAUAUUUGAAGAGUGGAGCUGUAGUACAGCAACAACACCAGCAGCAGAGAAAUGAGAAAUCAGUUAAGGAAGGAGAAGGAGGAAAGCAAGAUUUAAGAAGCAGAGGGCUUUGUUUAGUUCCAGUUUCAAGUACAUUUCCAGUCACUCAUGAAACCACAGUUGAUUUUUGGACUCCAACCUUCGGAGGAACCUUCAGAUAAAUAUAUAUCUACAUCUAUAUCCCCAUUAUUAUUCUUAUUAUAUAGUUAUAUUAUAAUAUAUAGUUUUUUAUAUAUAUAUACACACAUUAUGUGUGGAACUAGUACAUAUCUUAUCAAUACCCUAGAAACUUAAUUGGGGGAUGAUAAGAUCAGUGGUGGAAUUAAAAAAAAAAAAAAAAAAAAAUACCCCCACAUUACUGUACUAGUUUUAAGUUUUUUUCAACACAACAAUAUUGGAUGAGACAUUCAAGAAAUUCAAAAAAGAUAAAAAGACCACUCUGCCCCUCCCAUGGGAACUUCC